Messenger RNA from Glycine soja, 1220 nucleotides. Its product is annotated as GDSL esterase/lipase At2g30220-like. The coding region runs from base 6 to 1076 and encodes 356 amino acids. Gene Ontology annotation, molecular function: hydrolase activity, acting on ester bonds. Lineage: Eukaryota; Viridiplantae; Streptophyta; Magnoliopsida; Fabales; Fabaceae. The transcript has 3 exons. The record is from RefSeq and is a predicted model, not a curated record.
UAGCAAUGGCACUCACAGUCCAUCUUAUCAUUUUAAUGCAUGUUUGCACCCUUGUAGUUGUUAGGAGUGAUCCUCUCCCUAAACCCAAUUUCUCAUCCAUUCUAGUUUUCGGGGAUUCAUCAGCAGAUUCAGGUAAUAACAACUACAUCAUGGGGAGUUUGGCUAAGGCAAAUCAUUUGCCCUAUGGCAAGGAUUUUCCAGGUCAUGUACCUACAGGAAGAUUCUCUAAUGGAAAAUUGGUAAUUGACUUUCUUGCCUCUAUAUUAAAUAUCAAAGAUGGUGUCCCUCCUUAUUUGAACCCAAACCUACCAAACAAAGAACUUCUAACAGGUGUUUGCUUCGCAUCUGGAGGAUCAGGUUUUGAUGAUUGCACUGCAGCGUCAGCCAAUGCCAUAUCGAUGACCAAACAAAUUGAGUACUUCAAAGCUUAUGUAGCAAAGCUCAAUCGAAUUACAGGAGAAAAUGAAACUAAACAAAUACUUGGAGAUGCUCUUGUUAUUAUUGGUGCAGGUUCUAAUGACUUUCUUCUCAAGUUCUAUGACCGUCCUCAUGCAACAGUGAUGUUCAACAUUAAUAUGUACCAAGAUUACCUGCUUGAUAGGCUUCAAAUCCUUAUUAAGGACCUAUAUGACUACGAAUGCCGAAAAUUUCUUGUCAGUGGGCUUCCUCCCAUUGGUUGCAUACCUUUUCAAAUAACAUUAAAGUUUGAAAGGGAUAGGAAAUGUGUAUUGCAAGAAAAUUUUGAUGCUGAGCAAUAUAAUCAGAAAUUGGUGCAGAGAUUACUUCAAAUACAAGCUAUGCUUCCUGGAAGCAGACUUGUUUAUCUAGACUUAUAUUACUCCAUACUCAACCUAAUCAACCAUCCUGAAAAUUACGGUCUGGAGGUAACAAAUAGAGGGUGUUGUGGGCUCGGCGCAUUGGAAGUAGCUGCAUUAUGCAACAAACUCACACCAGUAUGCAAUGACGCUUCAAAAUAUGUAUUUUGGGACAGUUUCCAUCUUAGUGAAGUAUCAAACCAGUAUCUUGCUAAGUGCGUUGAAAUAAAUGUCCUGCCCCAGUUUUGUAAUAGUAGUUAGUUCUUAGUGAGAACUAACUACAACAAUAUUCUCUUCUUAUAUUUUAAGUGAUGUCUUUAUAAUUUGCACCUCGAAUGUAGUUAAAUAAUUCAUCUUUGUAAUAAUGGACAAAUUUAUAUAAGUUCUUCGUUUGUUACUGUUUAU